This is a messenger RNA of Strongyloides ratti, 546 nucleotides long. Its product is annotated as Concanavalin A-like lectin/glucanases superfamily domain-containing protein. Lineage: Eukaryota; Metazoa; Nematoda; Chromadorea; Rhabditida; Strongyloididae. The record is from RefSeq and is a predicted model, not a curated record. Bases 1 to 546 code for a protein of 181 amino acids. The transcript is spliced from 3 exons.
AUGAAAUUUGAUUAUGAUUAUGACACUUUUUUUUCUGAAAAUUUUUCUUGUUCUCCAAUAAAUUGUAAUUUUAAUAAUGACAAUUUUUGUGAAUGGGUAUCAUUAGAUGAUGAUAGUGAUAUUAUAUUGACAUUUUCAAUGUAUCAAAUGAAUAUUAAGGAAUGGUCUUUAGAUAAUCAACAGAAAAGAAAAAAUUAUAUUUAUGCUGGUAAUACAAAUAAUCCAAAUGAUAUUUUUAUUCUUUCUACACAAAAAGAAGUAUUUUUUAAUCAACCUUCGAGAAUUUUAUUUGAUUUUUAUCAUGCUGGAAUACAUGGAGAAUUAAAAGUUUGUUUAAAUACAAUAAAUGAAUGUCCAUUUUCUUUUUCAUCAAGUAAUUUAACUAUGAAUGCUAGAAAAUGGCAAAAAGGUGAAAUUAUUAUUCCAAAUAUAUCAAAACAUCGUAUAUUUAUAUACGCUAGUGGUUUAAUAAACAAUUACUUUAUUGGAUUUGAUAAUAUAAGAUUGGUACAAUUAAAUACAUUUAAAAAAGCAGAUUGUUCAUAA